AUGAACUAUGAGAUUUCCAAAGUUGCAAAUACGAGGCACAUAAUUAUACUCGGUGAUCUCAACAGUCGAACAGGAAGAAGACAUAAUGAUGAUAUAGUCGGCCCUUAUGGGGGAGACGUCACGAAUGAUAACGGGACCAGACUGAUCACUCUCUGCGACCAAAAUAAGCUUAAAAUUACCAACGGGUUCUUUCAGCAUAAGGACAUACAUAAAUAUACACGGAAACAAAAAACAAGAAACCUAAGAUCAAUAAUAGACUAUGCAAUCAUAAGACAAAAAUCCAGCUUAGAUAUUCAAGACGUGAAAGUGUAUAGAAGUGCCACCUGUGGAAGCGACCAUCAUCUGUUCAGAGUUGGAAUUAGAAGACAACAUGGAAAAAAACAUCAGGUUGAAAGUAUAAGAACGGCAGAAGAAAAAAGAUAUUAUCUGAUGAGUUUGGAACAGGAGAGUGCGAAGAAACUUUAUAAACAGAGACUUGAUGAGAAGCUGGGACAUGCCCACCACAAUAACCCCGAAGACCUAUAUCAUCACAUCAAAGAAAACAUUCAUGCCGCAGCAAAAGAAGCUCUAGGUUUUGUGGAAAAUAAUGCUAAACCAACUCCUUACUGGUGGGAUGAAGAAAUAGAGGACGAAAUAAAAAUAAAGAGGAAAAAAUAUCGACAGUACUUGAACACGAAAAGGCAGAGAGAUUGGACAAAAAAGCGAGCUGAAUUUGAAAUCGAAGAUUCAUCCCAGUAUGUGCGAGUCCAAGCCUCCCCCAUUAGAAUAUCAAGAAAAGAAGUGAAGGAUAUAUGUCUCUCGUUAAGAAACGGUAGAUCACCAAGACCAGGUGGUAUCCCAGCAGAACUCAUAAAAAACGGCACAGAAAAACUGUACGAAGAACUCAAGACCUUAUUUCAAUAUUGUAUUAGUGGACAAGAUAUCCCAAAAGAAUUCGGAACUUCCUUCAUUUCUACAAUCUACAAAUCAGGAAAUAAAAACGACUGUAAUAUAUAUAGGGGAAUAGCGGUCAUGAGCACGAUUAGUAGAAUAUAUGGAAGGAUACUGAAAAAUAGAAUUGAAAGAGAAUACAGUGAUUUAGAAGCCGAAGAACAGGCAGGUUUCAGAGCCGGAAGAUCCAUUACAGAUCACCUCUUCUGUUUAACUCAGAUCAUAGAAAAGAAAGUAGCAGUAAACCAAGAGCUACACAUUUUAUAUGUAGACUUGAAAAAAGCCUACGAUAGCAUCCCCUAA
Molecule: messenger RNA, 1233 nt
Organism: Harmonia axyridis
Lineage: Eukaryota; Metazoa; Arthropoda; Insecta; Coleoptera; Coccinellidae
Exons: 2
Coding region: 1-1233 (410 amino acids)
Source: RefSeq, a predicted model, not a curated record